AUGCCCGGCCUGUACUGCCCCUCCAGCUGGACGCCGCUGCCCCUGACUGACUCCUGGGUCCGGGCCUGCGCCAACGGCCCCUGCCUCAGCCUGCGGGCCCGGCUCACCUACCACAACCCGCAGCCGCAGCCGGUGGACGGCGUGUUUGUGUACCCGUUGGCGGAGGCCGAAGUGGUCUCAGGCUUCGAGGCGGAGGCGGCGGGACGGCGCGUCUCGUUCCAGCUGCAGAGCAGGCGACGCUCACAGGCCGCUUGCUGCCGCGCGCUGGGCCCCGGGUUGGGGGCCUCCACGCCCCGCCGCUGCGCGCAGGGUCAUCUUGUGUUGGAUCUGGCCCAGGCCCGGUCCACACUGGUGCUGCCCACAGGCCUCAUCAACGCGGCCGGCACCAUGACAGUGACCCUGCGCAGCAGCCGGGAGUUGCCCUCAAGGCCUGAUGGGGUGCUGCGCGUGGCUCUGCCCUCUGUGCUCACCCCACUGGCCUCACCAGGCCCACCGGGGCCCCCCAGGCCUCCGGGGCUCUGUGACGACAGCCCUACCAGCUGCUUCGGGGUGGGCAGCCCUCAGGAGGAAGGGCUGGCCUGGGAGGAGCCAGCGGCCCCUCCGGAUGUGUUCUCAGGCCCUGCCCGCUGCCCUGCCCCGUACACCUUCUCCUUCGAGAUGCUGGUCACUGGGCCAUGCCUGCUAGCAGGCCUGGAGAGCCCUUCUCAUGCUCUGCGGGCAGAUGCCCCACCUCAUGCCAGCUCCGCAGCCACCAUCUGUGUCACAUUAGCAGAGGGCCACCACUGUGACCGGUCAUUGGAGAUCCUGCUGCACCCCAGUGAGCCCCACCAGCCACACCUGAUGCUAGAGGCCGGCAGCCUGAGCUCAGCAGAAUAUGAGGCCCAGGUGAGGGCCCGCCGGGACUUCCAGAGGCUACAGCGAAGGGACAGUGAUGGGGACCGGCAGGAUGCCAUUGUUUUGGCUGUGAAGUCACUGCCACCACAAACGCUCAUCAACCUGGCCAUGUUUGGCACGUCGGUGCGGCCCCUCUUCCCAGAGAGCCGGCCUUGCAGUGAUGACACUGUGCAGCUGAUCUGUGAGAACAUUGAGACCCUGCAGGCUGAGAGUGGUCCCCCAGAUGUGCUGGCUGCACUGAACUGGGCCAUGGGGCAGCCCCAGCACAAGGCCCGCCCUCGGCAGCUCUUCCUCCUGACUGCUGCCUCGCCCGUGGCCGCUGCUACCCAUCAAACCCUGGAGCUCAUGAGGUGGCACAGGGGGGCAGCCAGGUGCUUCUCCUUUGGGCUGGGGCCUGCCUGCCACCAGCUGCUCCAGGGGCUGUCUGCCCUCAGCAGGGGCCAGGCCUACUUCCCAAGGCCUGGGGAGAGGCUGCAGCCCAUGCUGGUGCAGGCUCUCCGGAAGGCACUGGAGCCUGCUUUGAGUGACAUCUCUGUGGACUGGUUUGUGCCUGAUGCGGUGGAGGCACUGCUGACCCCCCGGGAGAUCCCAGCACUCUACCCUGGGGACCAGCUGCUCGGUUACUGCUCGCUCUUCAGGGUGGAUGGCUUCCGGUCCCGUGCCCCAGGGGGCCAAGAACCCGGCUGGCAGAGCUUGGGAGGCUCCGUGUUCCCAUCCCCAGAGGAGGCACCAUCUGCCACCAGUCCUGGCACUGAGCCCACUGGCACCUCGGAGCCGUUAGGAACGGGCACUGUGUCAGCAGAGCUGUCCAGCCCGUGGGCUGCUGGGGACUCAGAGCAGAGUACUGAUGCUUUGACAGACCCAGUCACAGACCCUGGACCCAAUCCCUCCUCUGACACAGCCAUAUGGCGCCGCAUCUUCCAGUCAUCGUACAUCCGGGAGCAGUAUGUGCUCACUCACUGCUCUGCCAGCCCAGAGCCAGGUCCAGCCUCCACAGGCAGCAGCGAGUCCCCUGGUUCCCAGGGCCCUGGCUCCCCUGAGGGCACUGCUCCCCUGCAUCCCCCUUCUCAGCAGGGCUGCCGCAGCCUGGCCUGGGGAGAACCUGCAGGCUCCCACUCCUGCCCCCUGCCUCUACCCCCAAUGGCUCCAGUCAAGCCUGGGGCCUUGAGUGCUGAGGUGCUGGGUCGUCGACGCAGAGCAGCUCUGGCUGGCCGGAGCCUCUCAUCUCCCCCAGGCCAGGUGAACCCAGUCCCUGGCCGUCCCCGCCACCCCUCUCUGGGCAUAGCACCAGAUGGGCCAGGCCCUGAGUCAGGGCAGCAGCUGGGACAGGGCCUGGAUGACUCAGGAAAUCUACUCUCCCCGGCCCCCAUGGACUGGGACAUGCUGAUGGAACCCCCCUUCUUAUUCACAGCUAUGCCCCACAAUGGGGAAUCAGCCUCUCCAGCAGUGGAACUGCCUCCUCAGGCUCCACGCUGCCACGUGGUGAUCCGAGCCCUGUGUGGGGAGCAGCCUAUGUGCUGGGAGGUGGGUGUUGGGCUAGAGACACUAUGGGGACCUAGUGAUGGCUCACUGCCUCCGUCACCCCCUCAAAGAGAAAGUGCUUGGGACCAAGCACUCCAUCGGCUGACAGCAGCCUCCGUGGUCCGGGACAAUGAGCAGCUGGCUCUCCGUGGAGGGGCUGAGGCCAUGGCUGACCAAGGCCAUGCCCGGAGGUCCUGGCUCCGAGCCCUUCAGACGAGCAAGGUCAGCUCUGCCCCUUCCUGCUUCACCUGCCCCGUAGCUGUGGAUGCUACCACCAGGGAGGUCCUACCCUCAGCCCUGCAGGUGCGGAGCUCAGAGCUAGCUGAGCCCCCAAGCACUUCUGCCUCUCAAGGCCAACUAGAUGCAACUCCUCUGCCUACAGCUGUCCACGCUAAAGGACUUCAGGGAGGCUCUGUGGUAGGUGGCUGGAACCCAGACCAAAAUGGCAACUCCAAGUCAGUCACCAGAAGUCCUCAUAGCCUGCCCCCCCAGCCUCCCUCUAGGCUCAGCCUGGGCGGUGGGAGGGCCAGAGGCUCUGACAGCCACAGACUCUGCAGCACCAACCGGGGCCAGGCUGGCGACAGCAACAGUAAAGGCAGCGACCACGACUACUUGCCCUUGGUGCGGCUGCAGGAGGCACCUGGCUCCUUCCGCCUAGACGCACCCUUCUGUGCAGCAGUACACAUCCCUCGGGAGCGCCUGUGCCGCGCUUCGCCCUUUGCUGCGCACCGCGCCAGCCUCAGCCCCACCUCGGCCUCCUCUCCCUGGGCACUUCUGGGGCCUGGUGUUGGCCAGGGUGACAGUGCCACGGCCUCCUGCAGCCCGUCCCCCAGCUCAGGCUCUGAGGGUCCAGGCCAGGUGGACAGCGGACGGGGUUCAGACACUGAGGCCUCAGAGGGCGCAGAAGGGCCCGGAGGUGCGGACCUGCGGGGCCGGACCUGGGCCACCGCCGUGGCGCUCGCCUGGCUGGAGCACCGCUGCGCUGCUGCCUUCAGCGAGUGGGAACUGGCAGCAGCUAAAGCUGACUGUUGGCUACGGGCCCAGCACCUACCUGAUGGCCUUGACCUAGCUGCCCUCAAAGCUGCAGCCCGGGGUCUCUUCCUGCUGCUGCGCCACUGGGACCAGAACCUGCAGCUACACCUGCUGUGCUACAGCCCCGCAAACAUGUGA
This is a messenger RNA of Puma concolor (puma), 3585 nucleotides long. NCBI's taxonomy places the organism in Eukaryota, Metazoa, Chordata, Mammalia, Carnivora, Felidae. The record is from RefSeq and is a predicted model, not a curated record.